AUGACAUGGGGCAGGCAAGCUUCUGGUGGUGACAGCAGCAGCGUGCAGAAUCGACUCGUGAACGUGAAGCAUGUCCAGGCUACUCGCAAUGCUUUUGCUGCCAUUCUGGCUGACGGAUCUGUUGUAACCUGGGGAAAUGCGGCCUAUGGCGGGGACAGCAGCGCCGUUCAGGAGCGGCUAAGAGAUGUGCAGCAGAUCCAGGCAACCGGAUAUGCUUUCGUUGCCAUCCUAGGCGAUGGAUCGGUGGUAACAUGGGGACGGUCUCAGUAUGGCGGUGACAGCGGCGCAGUUCAGGAGCAACUUAGCAAUGUGCAGCAAGUUAAGGCUUCUUGCCACGCCUUUGCCGCCCUCUUGGAAGAUGGUUCCGUGGUGACCUGGGGCGCGCCUGCUCUAGGAGGAGACUGUAGAUGUGUCAAGGGGCGACUCCAAAAGGUGCAGCAGAUUCAAGCUAAUGACGACGCGUUUGCUGCGGUCUUGCAUGAUGGAUCUGCAGUGGCAUGGGGAGAUUCCGAUUUUGGUGGUGACUGCAGUGACGUCCAGGAGAAACUGAAGAAUGUACAGCAGGUCCAGGCGUCGUCUUCAGCAUUUGCUGCCAUCCUUGGCGAUGGAUCCGUCGUAACCUGGGGCGGCGGCGCAGGGGGCGACUGCACCUCCGUGCAGGAACAACUCAGACAUGUGCAACAGGUCCAGGCUACCUACUACGCUUUUGCCGCCAUUCUCCAGGAUGGAUCCGUUGUAAGCUGGGGUGAUCCCUUAUAUGGGGGUGACAGCAGUGCAGUUCGGGGACAACUCUGCAACGUGACUCGCAUCCAGGCCGGCAACCUUGCAUUUGCGGCCGUCCUGGAUGAUGGGUCUGUGGUGACCUGGGGCCAUGCGGCUUUUGGAGGCGAUAGCAGCGCUAUCCAGGAGCAGGUCAAAAUUU
Molecule: messenger RNA, 922 nt
Organism: Symbiodinium pilosum
Lineage: Eukaryota; Dinophyceae; Suessiales; Symbiodiniaceae
Source: the annotation of a GenBank genome assembly